Molecule: messenger RNA, 779 nt
Organism: Maniola jurtina (meadow brown)
Lineage: Eukaryota; Metazoa; Arthropoda; Insecta; Lepidoptera; Nymphalidae
Gene: Csas
Product: N-acylneuraminate cytidylyltransferase A
Exons: 4
Coding region: 159-779 (206 amino acids)
Molecular function (GO): N-acylneuraminate cytidylyltransferase activity
Source: RefSeq, a predicted model, not a curated record
AGACAAACACUUUAUCUUAUCCUGUGCAUGUUAUAUUCUUAGUAGGUAGGUAGGUACACAACUUUCGUUAUGUAGUUAAUACGGAAACAAUUCAUUAGCGUCAAUUUUCUUGACCCUCGAUCGAAUGAGGACGCCUGUAUUUUUUGUUUACCCAUACAAUGUGGAUGAGGAGUGUUGUGAUGUUUUUGCUUCUUUACCAAGUUUCAAAUGCGCAAAACACAUCAGUUCUUAUUCUCGCUAGAGGAGGUUCGAAAGGGAUAAGAUUAAAGAAUCUUAGCAUAGUAGGCGGUAUAAGUUUGCUCGCUAGGUCCAUUUUAACUGCACGCGCAGCUGGUUUUGAAGAUAUUAUUGUGUCUACAGACCAUCCUUUAAUAGCGCUAGAAGCAUUAAAAUAUAAUGCCAGGGUAUUUAAACGCAGUCAUGCUACAUCUACCGAUUGGGCUCCUUCAAUGUGGGGAGUAUCAGAAUAUAUCAACACAAGAGCAGACAUUGAUAUUUUAAUUCUUCUUCAAGCUACUUCACCAUUCGUCAAAGCUAAACAUCUUACCUUGUCCAUACAGAAACUAGAUAAUCCUAAUUCAUUUGACUGCAUUUUUUCAGUAACGAGAAGCUACAAACUUCGAUGGAAUUAUAAUAAAUUGGGUAUUUAUCCUGUAAAUUUUGAAUAUAAUAACCGACCAAGAAGGCAAGAUUGGUUUGGUGAACUUUUAGAAACUGGGGCGUUUUACAUUUGUCGAAAUGAACUUAUAAAGAAGGGAUAUUUACAAAACAACAAGUAA